AUGGGCUGGUUUUGGGGAGGGAAAAGCAACCAAAAUGAUCCUGCAAAAGACCUCGACGACGACUUGAAGCAAUUCUUGAAGGAGCAACAACCCCGGCCCUAUGUCCCAGCCGAAGCUCCUAUAGAACCGCUGCAGCCUUCAGAGAAGCUCAGCCCUACUGUGAAGCCGUCCGAACAGAUUAUCCCGGAUACGAUACCAACUGCAGAAGAGAGACCAUUGCCAAAAGAAUCGCUGUUUCAAGAUGGCCGAUACAAACACAUCUGGAAGACCUAUAUUCCCCAAGAUGAGAUCACUGCAGCUACAUCUACGCCUGUGGAAAGAGUGCUUUCAGCAAGAAAAGACAGAAACCAGUCCAUACACAAAGCCGCACUGGAGAACUGCGCAUUCGAGGAGGAAAUGCAACAAAUCUGCUUCAAAGGCGGCAAUUUGACCGACAGAUUGCGCGGGAGAAUGACCAUGUGUCAUGAAGAGACAAAGGCAUUCAAUCGCUGUUAUACCCUGCAAGCCAAAUUUCUGCAGGCUUUGGGAUAUAUGACGAGCGCAACCAGUUCGGCUGAGGACGAGGAAAAAAUUCAAAUGCACGCCGAUAAGUUGUAUCACAGAAUGAUGGACUAUGAGGCUGAGGUAGACGAGGCAAAACGAAACAACCAGCCCAUUCCACCGCUAUCAUCGCUGUUCAACCCCAAUCGACCCGCCCCAACACUGGAGCAAAUGGCGCUACCGAAAGCCAUGGAGGACAAGAUGAAGAAGCCCCUACACGAAUAUCCACCUCAUGAGCGAGAGCUAGCUGCAAGAGCUGCCCUGCAAGAAGCCAAGUUGACAGACUUGUACGCCGAAGAUCUCUUUAAGUAUAGCGUCACGAUGAACGAGGACCGGAAAAAUCGACAGGCGUUUCUUACGAGAGUGUUCGGUGAAGUCAUUGGGAAAUUUCUGAUCCCUGAUCCUCCCAAAGAUCCAAAUAUUAAGCCUUAUAGUCUCCAACAACUGGAGCGGGAUAUCUGGCAGGAAGAAAACGCGUCGUCGACAUCACCGCAAGCGCAGAAGCAGGAAUCUAUCGACAUGAGAAAACGGGGCUGA
Messenger RNA from Cladophialophora bantiana CBS 173.52, 1077 nucleotides. RefSeq lists its product as uncharacterized. The transcript has a single exon. NCBI's taxonomy places the organism in Eukaryota, Fungi, Ascomycota, Eurotiomycetes, Chaetothyriales, Herpotrichiellaceae. The record is from RefSeq and is a predicted model, not a curated record. Bases 1 to 1077 code for a protein of 358 amino acids.